This is a messenger RNA of Mya arenaria, 3597 nucleotides long. RefSeq lists its product as uncharacterized. Lineage: Eukaryota; Metazoa; Mollusca; Bivalvia; Myida; Myidae. Gene Ontology annotation, molecular function: mannosyltransferase activity. The transcript is spliced from 3 exons. Gene Ontology annotation, biological process: mannosyl-inositol phosphorylceramide biosynthetic process. The record is from RefSeq and is a predicted model, not a curated record. Bases 46 to 1146 code for a protein of 366 amino acids.
GCGUUUUGCACGCGACAUAUUACUGGGAUUUUAUCCGUGCUCAUUAUGCGAGCGUUAAGCAGGAAAACUUUUCUCUUAGGAAUUAUAUUUGUUGUUAGUUCUGUGACAGUGCUUAGGCUGACAGAUAUGCUUAGCGAUGUUAGUGAAACCGUGAGACCGUCACUAAUCAUUUUUCCCGAGGAACAUAACAUGUCUGUGUUGCAAACAACAUAUUCUGCUGUUGCUGAAGAUUUUCUUGUACCCACCGAUGCGAGAAAACCACUUAUUCCACACAUAAUACACCAGACGUUUGAGACGGUCAUGAUUCCCUCUAAAUUGGAGAGUCAUGUUCGCACAGUUGUCAACAUCAACGCCAACUGGACAUACCAUUUUUGGACAGAUGACUCAGCUAGGAAACUAGUGAAGGAGAGACAUCCAAAUCUGCUUCCUAUUUGGGAUAAAUACAAGAGAAACAUAAUGCGAGCUGACGCGUUACGCUACGUUGUGUUGUAUGAAUUCGGUGGUGCGUAUUUGGACCUUGACGUUGUGGCAUACCGCUCGUUUGACCGGAUAACAUACAAGUACGGAUGUAUUAUCCCCCCAGAGCCAAUAGAACACAGUGCGUUGCUGUACAACAUGUCCUUACUGUUGAACAAUGCAAUCAUUUUUUGUCGACCAAAACAUGCGAUAAUGAAGGCACUAAUGAAUGGACUAGAAGGUACAAUGAACCAUAAAAAUGUUUUGGAUGCCACAGGUCCAAUGUAUCUGACUGAAAUCUUUAUUUCCUAUGUAAAAGAGCGUUUAUUGAACAAAUCUGUCAUAAUAAACAAUGACAACAGCGGGACUACCGUGUCAUAUCUAACAGGAGAAGACUAUAAACACGACAUUCACGUCGCAAAUGUUGCGUUCUUUAAUGACGAAAUUGACUACAAUUUGCAGGAUAAGAGAUUUCAUAAUACCUGUAAAAAUGUCUCAGAUUCCUCGAAUCUUGUGAGACAAGCUUGUGGCCACUUUCUCAACAAGGCGGUGAAAAGACAAAAUAACUCUCUGGCAUUCACAGGACAUAAAUGGGUUCACCUGUGGCUCCGAAGUAAAGCGGAAAUACAUAAGAAUUUAAACAAGAAUAUUUCUGAAAUACUCGCAGGAAAAACAAUUACGAUAUUUUAAAGCCUGUGCAACUAUGAAAAUUGAUCCUGUUAUGUCACGUUAAUGUUUUGAAAUCGAUAUCGAUACAUUUUAAUCGUAAAUGCCUUCAAUCGAUUCCGAUUAAAAAAGGUGACAUUUACUUGACAAGACACGGCAAUUAAUUUUAGAUUCUAAACUUAAAAACCGCUCGAAAGGAUACCGCUCGGAAAACGUGUCAUCAGUUUAGUUUAUGUUAGCACAUCACUUUCAAAACUAGAAACAUUACCGUUACUUACUUUGGUGACAGAAGUCGGGAUUGUUUUAGUGGAUGAUAGUGGCACACGCUUUUAAAUGUAAGUUUAUCAAUUAGAAACAAAUAUAACUUUUUCCGCGAUAGUUGCAGCUCUAGACAUUUAAAGCUUGUUGUUUAUUUUAACAAUUUAUUAUAAUAAAGAGCAAAUAGAUAUGUACAUAUCCUAUUAUAAUAAUAAUGAUAACGUGUAAGAUAAACAGUACCGUAUUUAUUUUAAAAUGACCCUCCUAUUCAAAAUCCAUACAAACACAUUAAUUACAAACAUGAAAUUUGAGUGAUACACCUUAUCUUCUUACUAAUUAAUGCAUUUAUGAAAAAUAUUAAUAAUUCCGGUUACUCAUGUCGAGUAACCGAGGUUAUCAACAAGUGAAAUGUUAGUUGUUAUUAACCGAAGGUCAACGUAGGGUCAAUUCGCAUGAGUUGUUUAUCGCUCUUCUAAAUUUCUAUUGGUCAAGUAAAUUCUCGCUUUACAAGUAUUAAUCCUUUGUGGUAAAGCUUUCUUUCGAAUCAAGCCAUCGUCAGUACAAGGUGUGUUAAAAGUUAUGGAAUUAAUUUCAUCGUCAUUUAAAAAAAUAUAUAUAUAUAUUACAACUAUUUGAUAUAAAUUAUAUUGCUUCGUCAAAAUUAAGUUUAUAAGUGAUAUGUCAGUAUCAGCAAAAUAUUUAUCGGCUUCACAUUAUUAUUGGUUUUCAUAUGUCUAGUCAUGAUCGAUAUUUGCUCAGCUGUUUUUGACAGAGCGCACGUGGUCAUCGGUAUACUACGUAACUAUACCUUGGUUUGUUAUUGUAAAGCUGUAUCUGAAACAGAAUGGUAAUGAUAGCUCCCGCAUAUGUAUCUGAGCUGAGAGGACGCGUUCUGUCAUUCGGGUUUUUGUUUUCAAUACUUGAUUUCAAUAUGCAUCUUUUCGGCUCAGGGGAAAUUAAAAUUUAUAACUGUGUUGGAGUAGUAUAAUUAUUAUGCAAUAGUGAUUUAGUGGUUCCGGUCUUGUCAUAAAAUAAAUAUUAACUAUAAGAACUGUAAGUGAUAUAAGCUGUGGUUAAAAUAGAUUUACUCGCUAAUGGUUAUUCAUGCUGUCAUUUCCUUGUUUACUAUUCUUUUUCCAUUUAUUGACAUGUCUGAGACGGCUCUUCGCGAAAUCAUUCACGAGCUGCGGACGGCCAAGCGCGCCAGGUCCGAGACGGCCACGCCGGUUACAGGGACACUAUCCUCGUACACACGAGUGAACACGAUAAACUUACCGCCUGCCAGCCACGUGGCUCAGCCGUCGGGAGCACCGACAAGCGCCGCGACAUUUAGUGCCACAUCAUACAGCGACGCGCUACCCAUGAGGUAUUCGGACGUGCAGGCCGCCCAGAGCCAGAGCCCGGAGUUUCCUACGCCCUUGGUGAAUCAGGCACAUUGUGAGCAAGUUUUGCCAUUACCAUCGCUCUAUUGAAUGACGUAAAACCGGGGAAGCUGGCGACCCAGUGCAGAAAGUUCAAUGUGCGCAACGACCAUUAGAAGUUGCCAGACGAAUACCCCGAGGAAUCCAAGACCGGCGAGGCUCCCAUAGACUAUAUGAAAAAAUGUAUUUUGUGUCUCCUAAGCAGAAUGUGUAAAUUAUCAUGAUACCUUGCCUUUCUUGAAAGGGUUUUGUACGUUGAACACCGCGUCAAUACCCGUUGUACUAAGUACGCCAUAUUUCUAUUGGUUAGCGCUCGGCAGCACCUUUUCUAUCCAAAUCUUAAGCAAAUUUAUCAUUAACCAUUUUAAAGUGCUUUCCGAACAUUGCUUUUCCGUGACGGAAUUCAUUUACAUUUGCUAAAGAAUGAAUACUUGUAAUUGAUAGUUGAUUUGCAUAUUUGCUGAGCUGAACUAAAUUGUAUUGUUUAACUGCUGCAAUAAUUGAUUGCUUAUUUUCAACCCUGAGGCUUUGGGGUAGGUCGCCAUGGAAGACGCCAAAGUUUGGCAGGUGACCAGUUGGCCUUUAAUCGGGUCAACAUUUUCGGACCAUUUUUUUCAAAAUUCAUUUUGGGUCAAGUGGGCCCAAAAUUAGUUUUUUGCGCUAUGGCCAUUUGGGCCUAAAUAAUUUGCGCUGUGGUCAAUUUGGCCCAGAUAUUUAUAUAUGUGAAAGGGGAGUCUCGCCAAACAUUCCAAACCUUUUAAAUGUAAAUGAAUAAAAAUAAAUAUGAUGAAAUGGA